GAGCGAUGCCAUGGCGCCGGACGAGGCCUUCGCCGGCUGCGAGGUGCGGUCGUGCUUGCCGAGACCGCGAUGUUAACCGGUUGAAUCAAUUGCGUUUAAACGAGUCGGCCCUCCGCUCUGGCAUCCUGGAGGGUGUGACAAAGAUUUUGUGAAACCAUGGCAAAUUGGUCUGAAUCUGAAGAUCUAAGUAAGUCAUUAGUUUUUCGUCUGCAUGAAGGCACUCCUGAAAUCAUCCGGGAUGUCCUCCUUGAGCGUGGUUGGGUGGAAUUCGAUGAAAAAGUGCAAGAUAAGCAUGACUGGAAUCUUUACUGGCGACCUGGUUUUUCUAAUGCCGAAUAUGAGAACAUCAUGCCUUGGCAAAGACUGGUGCACUACCCUAACAGCAUGGGCAUUACUCGAAAGGACAAUCUUGCUCGUAAUUUGAAGCGUAUGUUAGGAAUUUAUGGACCUAAUAUAUAUAACUUCAGCCCUGUAGCUUUCAUCCUUCCCAAUAACUACACCAAAUUUGUUGCUGAAUAUACAAAGGACAAAAAGGCUAAUGGAGGAAAGCCAGGAUACUGGAUCUGCAAGCCUGUGGAUCUCUCGCGUGGCAGAGGAAUAUUUAUAUUUCAAGAUAUCAAAGACCUGACAUACAGUGGUUCUGUUAUAGUGCAGAAAUACAUCACCAAUCCCCUUCUCAUCUCUGGUUAUAAAUUUGAUUUGCGAAUCUAUGUUUGUGUCACCAGUUUCUCGCCAUUGACAGUUUAUAUUUACCAAGAAGGUUUGGUGAGGUUUGGGACAGAAAAAUAUAAUCUCUCAUCUCUAGACAACAUAUAUGCUCAUUUAACAAAUACUAGCAUCAAUAGAUUUGGACCCUCUUAUACAAUGGAUAAAGAACGUGUUGGUUCAGGUUGUAAAUGGACAAUGAGCCAAUUCCGUGCUUUUUUGCACAGCAUGAAUAUAAAUGAACCACUAAUGUGGCAGAGGAUAAGCAAUAUUGUAACAAUGACACUGCUUACAAUCAGUCCUUCCAUUCCAUCCCCUCCUAACUGUCUUGAACUGUUUGGUUUUGAUAUCCUGAUAGAUGAUAACAUAAAGCCAUGGCUUUUAGAAGUAAAUUAUAGCCCAGCACUAAUGAUAGAGUGCAAUGCUGAUGUGGUAGUGAAGAAGGAACUAUUAUACGACCUCAUUGAUUUGCUGAACUACAAAGAGAUAGACACAUUACGCCAGAAAGGUUACCCAAGGUCAUGGCAAUAUAAUACCUUGUCUCGUAGCUAUCCUUCCUUUUGCAUAAUUAACUCUCACAGAAAUCUUCAUUCCAGCACAUCUAAAAGAAGAAAAGGGCCUUUGAAAGAAACUUGGUCUUCCAGCAUGCACAACCAUUCACUGCUACUCUGCCGCAAAAGUUGUAGUCAUUCUGUUGUGUGCAAUGAAAGUUCUGCCAGUGAAGACCCACUAGUGGACUCUACCAAACCAGAAGUGGAAAACAAAUCCCCCCAGAGCAGCAAACUGCACCUCUCCACUGAAGGAUGCAUCAGAAAGGUGCAUGGUUCCAGGGGUGGGGGAUCUGCCCAUUGUUCAGAAACCAAGGAAAGCAGAAAGCUCACCAGACAACUGCCAAAGAAGACCUUGACCUCACAGUUGAGAGAAAGUUUGAAUAAAAGAUUGAAUUUCCCACUUAGUACACGAAGUACUAUUGACAGGUCAAGGUUGCUGGAAGUACAUAAUGCACUGCCUGAUCAGAAUUUUCGUAAAGUGAGUCUGCGGCUUCCUACCUCUACGUUGAAGUAUGAUUUGCCACCUUUCCCACAGUACAGCAUUUCAGAUUAUGACAAGAAGCCCAUAACUCGCAUAGGUGACUUCAUCCUGACAUUCCCAUUCAAUGAAGUGACUCUGAAGGCAUCUCAGGACCCCUUAAACAUGAGGGUAAUAAUACAGGAACUGCAGAAGUUGCUGAAGAGACAGAUGUUCAGGGAAACUAAGAACUCAAAAACAAAGUCUGAACCCCAUCCUGGGAACUUCUUUAAUAGAAGAGAGCACUUUGACCCUCUUUUGUGGGGACCACGCCAUCCUCCAUUGCUCAGUGAAUACUUCUCUGAAAGCUAAAUACUUGAACAUAUGCAUUACUCUGGUUGAGUCAAUUCUAGGAUACUGAGAUACAUCCUAGUAUGUGCCUAUGCAUCCUAUGUAUCAUCUAUACAAAUAGAAAUAGAUUAUAGUUUGGAGAUUUUCCUAUGGCUUUUUUAAAAAUGGAAAAUAAAUAUUUAUUGGUCUGAUUUAUUUAAGACAACUGUCAAGCAAUUCAAAACUCACUUUAUUUCCAGCAGUAUUUUUUGCCAGUGAUUGGAAUAAAGAAAUGAUUGUAUUUGAAUAGACUAUGUUCUGCAUAUCCAUCAUGUGGCCAGGAAGUGAUAGGACCUUAAUAAAACCAGCUGUUUACAGAGUUAUGAUGCAACAUGGUUUGUGGACAUUUUUUUUAUAGUGUAGUUCUUGAAAUCCUAUGCUGGAGGAAACUUUAAAUAAUGAACUUUUAAAAUCCUUUUCACUGAGUUAUUUAACUUUGACAGAUCACUUGCCUCAAUUAUCAGCACUGACUCCGAGUGAUUAAUUGACUUUAAUAAAAAAUAUGCAUUUGAUUUGUGUCAAAUACAUUUUACUUUUCUACAACUACAGCAAACAUUGAAAAAUUAAUGUAAUCCCUGAAUAAAAUUCAUGUUCAUAUUCAAAAUGCUGUAUUAUGGAAUCACUUUUCAUAUGAAUUGUUGACUUUUUUAAACUGUGUAGUUCAUUCACUGUUUUGCAGGAUGCUUAUGUACGUUAAAGGGUCUCACUGGACUUCCCUCAUAAGUCACUUUCUAUUCAACUGCUUGGCACUGACACUAUAUGAAUCAUAUGUGCUAAGAUUAUAAUGAAUUGGAUGCAAUUUACAGUACUGUACUGUAUUUUUAGUUAAAGUUGAGAAUUAUAAUACUCCGUUGUAUUCUGUAAAGGGACCUUAAUAAUAUUUUUAUUCAUUGUCUUUCGGGUUUACCUGUCAGUCUUCUGUUUAUAUCUAUUCUGAUAUUAAUCUGAACAUGCCAAGCUAUCUACCCAAAACAGAAGUAUGGGAAAAUGCUUCCAAUCACAAGUACAAUGAGUUCUCUUUGUCCCUUAUCUGUUUCUGUUGGUUUACUUCAAAUGAUGCAACCUAAAACCUUUAAUUGGAAUUCUAACUGUAAAUUAUAUAUACACUAACAUACAUUCUCUAAUUUAACUGCUGAUAAAUAAACUAUAUUAAUA
Messenger RNA from Hypanus sabinus (Atlantic stingray), 3258 nucleotides. RefSeq names its product tubulin tyrosine ligase-like family, member 2 (gene ttll2). The transcript has 2 exons. The coding region runs from base 157 to 2085 and encodes 642 amino acids. Gene Ontology annotation, molecular function: tubulin binding; tubulin-glutamic acid ligase activity. The record is from RefSeq and is a predicted model, not a curated record. Gene Ontology annotation, cellular component: cilium. Gene Ontology annotation, biological process: protein polyglutamylation; microtubule cytoskeleton organization. NCBI's taxonomy places the organism in Eukaryota, Metazoa, Chordata, Chondrichthyes, Myliobatiformes, Dasyatidae.